AUGGGAUCAGGUAGCUUACCGUCUCCUCCCGCCGAGGAUCAUAAGUCGACCCUCUCUCGAAAGAGCACGUCGUCAAGUUCCAAGUCUGUCAAGCCUGUGCACCGCACAUCCAAGAGAGCUAGCUCAAGUGCUGCCACAAUUCAUCACCACGACCAUGUCACACAUACAACUGGCAUGGACGGUCGACAUAAGCGUUGCGACGGUGAAUUUCCAUGCAAGCGAUGCAAAGAUGACGGUCUAGUCUGCACAGCUGGUGUACGAAAGAAGAUGGAAUACAAGCAAUUGCCCAGAGGUUACGCCGAAGUUCUCGAGAACACACAAUUCGCCCUCAUUGCUACUGUCCACAAGCUCUACUCAAUGGUCCGAAAUAACCAGUCCUGGGACCUGGGAGAGCCCGAACUCAACGACCGCGGCCAGCCCGUGAUCCACAACAUCGCCCAGAAGCUUGGCUGCAUCCGCCCCAACAGCGAUAUCGACCUCCCCGUUCACUCAGUAUUCCCUGAAGACGAAGCUGGUAUGGCUGAGUUGGCUCGACAGCUCGAGGACCAACAGAAGGAGCACGAACCUGCAAAGGAAACCAUCAAGGACACAGAUUCCUCCGUGUGCAACCGAACCGAGCGAGCGUCAUCAUCGGAGCUCGAUCACUCCGACUUUGAGCACGACUAUCGAAGGGCCGCCUUCGGUAACACCAAUGCUAUGACCCUCUCACCACAGAGCUUCACAGGCAGCGCCGACUUCGACUUUGCCCCUCCACCGCCCGAGAUUGAUGCUUCGAGCCUGUUCCCCUCGCAGUCACCCGCCAUGAGCAACUUUCCCGCCUGGACAAUGACCAAACCCCAGCCUAGCGACCUCACCAUGCAAUUCCUACAACAGCAACAACAAAAUGGCAUGAUGGCAAACAUGGACUUGUUAAACCAGGGCCUCGUCGAAUCAGAAUUUGGAACAAUCAAGCCUCACGUCCUGUCAUGUCCCAACCCCGAAGUUAUGCUGGGCAUGGGCGAUCCAAUGAUAUAUUCUGGCUACGACGGCGAACCCAUGCGACUUUGA
Molecule: messenger RNA, 1047 nt
Organism: Fusarium redolens
Lineage: Eukaryota; Fungi; Ascomycota; Sordariomycetes; Hypocreales; Nectriaceae
Exons: 3
Coding region: 1-1047 (348 amino acids)
Biological process (GO): regulation of DNA-templated transcription
Molecular function (GO): zinc ion binding; DNA-binding transcription factor activity, RNA polymerase II-specific
Source: RefSeq, a predicted model, not a curated record